GUGACUUUGCGCGUUUUCAAAUAUUGCACUAGUAGGAUUUACUUUUUAUCCUGAUCAAUGUGAAGGUGUAAGUUAAGCUACAAAGCUUCCUUCAUCAUCAUCUUCUUAAUCAGAAUAUUAAUGUUUCUAAAGAAGUUUUCAUUUCUAUCACUUAAUCUUUCAAAGGGAAAUCUCCGUUGAAAAUUAAUUUGUUCUAAACAACUGGUCUAUUCAUGACCUCAAUUAUUCAACCGUCAACACAAUCCUCGUCUUUUUUAUCGUUAUCAUUUGAACCACAUGUCCGAAGUAAAGUUUUACCAUUAUUGUCACCACAACAAAUACACAGAUCAAAGAAUACUCGGCAUGUUAUCAAUUGUAACCAUUUAUGCCAUAAAUCUUCAGCGGAUGGGAACUUAUUGAAUAAUAUGACACAUCCACAUGUAGUUAAACAUCAUUUGUCUUGUAAACCAGAGGCUACUCCGACUAAUAUUCCAAAGACAUUACUUUUAUCUCCACCACUACCAAUACGUCGUAGACCCUGUGAUUCACUAACAUCACAUCGUUGUUCAAGAGGUUCAACUAGUCGAUCAUUAUCUUCGGAUCAUUGUGAACGCAAUCAUUCAACUUUAGAUGAUGAAUAUUUCCAAACAAAAACUUCUUUUCAGUCAUUAAAUUCAACUACAAAUAAAUUAAUCAAAUCGCAAUCACCUCCAAUGAGAUUGAAAAAGUCUUCACAUUUUAUAUCAUUAACUAAAAGCAAUGAAUUUAAUUCAGAUGAUUUAUUAUGUACUAAAAAUGAUGCAAAUCAUCACCAGGUUGCUAAUCAAUUAAAUAAAGAAGAAUUUUCACGUCUUCCUGUUGGUUUUCGAUGGAAUUACAUUUUUGUAAAAUUAUCUAAUUGGUUUCAACGUGUACAUACAAUAAAUUAUUCAAGAACAUCAUCAGAUCGUGUAUCAUCUUCCAUACCGAUACAUAAUAAUAAAUCUGCCUCUAUUUCAAAUUCUUAUCGUUAUCAAGUAAGAAAAUUUGAACCGAUUAGAUCACGAAGUCAAUCAGAUGAAAAAUCUGGCAAAAUUAAAUCUAACCUACACAAUAAUGAUCAUUUUUGUAGUGAAUCUAAAACAAAAAUACAAUUAUCAAGUGAAAUUAAUAAUUCUAAUCGAAAUAUUUUAUCAUCAAAUAUUGAAUGCAUAAACAAUUUGAAAAAGGGAAGUUUACCAUUCUCCUCAUCAUCAUUAAUAUCUAAUGAGAAAUCAGUUGAAAAUUUAAUAGGUUUUUGUCAUACUAAUCAAUCUCCUAUAGUUUCCAAUAAUAAUUCUUGCAGUUCAAUUAUGUCUCUCAAUGAUUUAACAUACAGUAAAUUUCAUGAAAUCUCUCCAAAAUAUAGUGAUAUAAAUUGUUUUUGUACUCAAAGUUGUCCAAUAAAUUCACAUCAAUUAAAUGAACUACAUCUUGAUAAUGAGAUAUCAUUUACAUCAUGUGUAUCUGAUUGUUGUUUUUGUCAAAGAUACCUCAAUUACUGUGAUCAUAAUCGGGUAGUUUCAUUUUCUUCUAAUAAUCAAUAUGAACAAGAUGAUCGAAUUGUACAAUCAUCACAUUAUCAUGAUCUAAAACAACAGUAUUACCACCAUUAUUAUUCUUGUCAACAUCAUCACCAUUAUCACCAUCAUCAUCACCGUCGACUACAACAUCAUCAUCAUCAUCAUCAUCAUCAUCAUCAUUUAAGUCAUGAUUUCAAUCAACGUCAUAUAAAGUUCACGAAUAAUCAACAUACAACAAAUACAUGUUGUACAAAUUAUCCAAAACAAAACAAAGCUGUAAGAAAUUUUCAUUUGAAUUUAGAAAACCAAUAUACUACUAUUGGUCAACUAGAUCAAAUGAGAUCUGAUUGUAGGAAAAUAUCUCCAUCGGAUAAUAAAAAAAUUGAUUGUUCAUCACCUGUUAUCACUUUACAGUGUUUAAAUUUUACAGGAAAACAAUCAAAUAGAUUGGACGAUAAUAUUGGCAAUGUAACAAGUGUAGAUAAUAAUAAUAAUAAUAAUAAUAAUAAUAAUAAUAAUAAUAAUAAUAAUAAUAAUAAUAAUACAAUAGAUAAUGAGCAUUCACUCAAUACAAGAAAUAUCUCAUCAUGUUUCAUAGAUUAUCAUCAACAUCAUAAUCAAACGCUUGUACAAAAUCCUGAACAUGAUGUUGUUGAGCAUAUGAAUGAAGGUGACAAAAUUGUUAAAUGUACCAACUCAGAAAUUAUAUGUUCAAAUUUAGUUAAUGGUAAAUCUUUUGAUGAAAAAGUACAUUCGACGAAUAUUUCAAAACCUGAUAUUACUACUACUACUGCUAAUACAUUUCUUCAUCAAAAGUUUGUAACAGAUUUGAUACUUUUAAAACGCAUUGGUUGGUACUGGGGUCCAUUGACAGUGGAUGAAGCUGAAUUGCUAUUAAAAAACUGCACAGAUGGAACUUUUCUUGUACGUGACAGUAGUCAUGAUUCAUAUAUUUUAAGUGUCAGUUUUCGCUCUGGUGGUCAAAUUUAUCAUACAAGGAUUGAACAUCUGGCUGGUAAAUUUAGCCUGGCUCUGUUAAAUGAUUUAAAUGACAAUGUUUCAUCAAGUGUAGCUGAAUGUAUUGAACGUGUAAUGGUUGAUUCUUUUCAAGAUCGUAUGCAUUUUUUACCAACUCUUGAUGACUCUUCACCAUCUAUUAAUAUUAAUACCAGUGUACAGUUUAUUAAUAAUGAUCAACAUCAAUCUGACCAACAUCGGCAACUUCAACAAUUUAAUAAUAAUAAUAAUACAUCACAACCAUUCGAAUCCACACGCCGUUCUACCUCUACUACACAUAUUAAAGCUUCUUUAAUUCAUCCAUUGUCGCGUUUUUUAAUUGUUCCAUCAUUAGUACAUUUAUGUCGUUUUGAAUUGCUAUUACAUGUUCGACAUGAUCAUAUUGAUUUAUUACCAUUACCACCGCAUAUAUUACGUUAUUUAAAAGAAAGUCAAUAUUAUGCAGAAUUUAUUCCAGCUUAUUUAGAAUUAUUAACCAAUAUGAAUAGUAAUAAUGAUAAAGUUUAAUCACAAUUCUAAUAAUAAUAAUCAAGUCAAUUUACAUGGAUUUCUUUGUUUUAUUGUAAGAAAAUUUACAAUUAGCAUUUCUAUUAUUACAUUCCAAUAUAUAACUAAGAAUUUAUUAUUAUUCAUUCAGUAUGUAUACAGUGAUGAAACGAUCAAAGAUUAUCAUGACAAUGGAUAGUCUACACAAAUUACUAUUAUUCUAUAGUUUUAUGUUUAGUAAAAACAGAAGAAAAAAGAACAUUCUGUUUUGAUGUUGUUCGUUUAGUUCCAUUUAUUUGUUUGUUUCACAUCUAUUUUUUAUUGAUUACAGUUAUAUGUGUGUGUUUCUUUUAAUGCAACUGUUGAUGUUGUGUUACUAUCAUGUUGAUGAUUGAGAAUUUACCAUUGUGGAUAUCACAAACUAUACUACUAUUCAAUCAUGAACAGUAGUUCUUUUUUACUAUAACUAGUUUGUUUAGUGAAUAUUUAAACAUAUGAAUAUAGAAUUUGUUUGAUCAUGGUUCCUUCUUUGUUUUUCUUUUUUAAAGAACAAUCAAGAAAAACUAUGUAUGAAUUCUACCUCACACUAUUCUUGUAAAUAUAUGUGUUCUUUUCUUCAAAUAAUUACAAUAUAUAUUUACGGAAUUUUUAUUCAUAAAUUUUAAAGUGAGCGUUUACUUCAUAAAUAUCCAUAUAAACAUAAACUUGACUUAAAAAUCAAUAUGACAUUCAAACGGAUUCGAAUAUUGAACAUCAGUCCUUAUUUUUAUGUUCUCUCUUUAUUGAUUAUUUGUUAUUGUAGUUGUGUUUUGUUCUUCUCUUUUUCCUUGGUUUUAUAUUAUCGACAGUGAUAAUAAGAUGGACUUUUACAACAUAAACUUCAUUAUUUUACUAAAUUCUCCAUUGGUUAUUAUUAUUUAUGUAUAUAAGUGUGCUAAUCGUAUUGUUUAGCUUAUAGUCCUACUAGUUUCUUUUGUCUUUGUUGUUCUUCUGGUUAUUUUCACUGUUUAUUUUAUAUAGUUGUUAUUAUCCAUGUGAAUAUUUCUAGUGGGUAGUAGUAGUAGUAGUAGUAGUAGUAGUAGUAGUAGUAGUAGUAGUAGUAGUAGUAGUAGUAGUAGUAGUAAUUGUAUUAAAUAAUAAGAUUUAAUCACUGUUUAAAUAUAUUUCAAUGUUCUUUACGUCUGCCUACCGAAAUAUUAAUGAACUGUGUCAUAAUGUUAUGACAAUCAAUCUGUAUUUUGUUGUUUUAGUUUACAUUACAAACACAAAUAUUGAUGAUAAUAAAUAGUUCAUUUAAAUGAGAGAUAAAUUUUAACAAAACUAUUGUGGAGGCGCACUGUUGAG
Messenger RNA from Schistosoma guineensis, 4367 nucleotides. The record is from the annotation of a GenBank genome assembly. Lineage: Eukaryota; Metazoa; Platyhelminthes; Trematoda; Strigeidida; Schistosomatidae.